UACUUUACCCAAACAAAUAGGCAAAAAAAGGACUAUCAUUAUUUUAUUGAUAACAUUUUUUUUAUACUCUUGGCCGGUUGUCUCUUUUUAACUUUGCUGACUCAUCAAGCACUUCCAUACAAGUAUAACCCCACUCUCACCACCACAACACCACCGCAACACCACCACCACCACCGUCACAAUGUCGUCCAAUAAUCUCUCCGACCACCACUCCGACGACCAAAACGGCACCACCACCACCCCCACCCCCCUCACCCCCACCACCAUCCGCUCCGAAUUCUCCCACCACUCCCCCAUCAUCGCCCGUAUCAACAACGGCAGCUUCGGCUCCGUCCCUAACUCCGUCAUCCUCUCCCAACGCCGUUACCACCUCCGUUUCCUCCAACAACCAGACGACUUCUACCUCAACCACCUCAAACCCUCCAUAUUACGCUCCCGUGACGUCAUCAAAACCCUAAUCAACGCCAAUCACGUCAACGAGAUCUCAAUCAUCGACAACGCCACCACCGGCGCCGCCAUCGUCCUGCAACACGUCAAAUGGAGCUUCUUCGACAACAAAUUCAACUCCGGCGACACCGCCGUCAUGCUCCACUACGCCUACGGUGCCGUUAAAAAGUCCGUGCAGGCUUACGUCACACGCUCUGGAGGUGACGUCAUCGAGGUUAAAAUGCCAUAUCCUGUUUAUUCUAAUGAUGAGAUUAUUAAAGCGUUUAGAAAUGGUUUGAAUUUGGGGAAAAUGAAUAAUAGGAAAGUUAGGUUAGCGGUUAUUGAUCAUAUUACGUCUAUGCCAUCGGUAGUUAUUCCGGUUAAAGAGUUAGUUCAAAUGUGUAGGGAUGAAGGGGUAGAUUGUAUAUUCGUCGAUGCUGCACACGCGAUCGGGUCGAUUGAGGUCGACGUGCAGGAUAUCGGGGCGGAUUUUUACACGAGUAACUUGCAUAAGUGGAUGUUUUGUCCGCCUUCGGUUGCGUUUUUGCAUUGUCGGAAUCCGGAAAUGUCGAACUUACACCAUCCGGUGGUGUCGCACGAGUACGGGAACGGGAUAGCGAUCGAGAGUUCGUGGGUGGGUACGCGGGAUUACAGCGCGCAGUUGGUUGUACCGGACGCGUUGGAGUUUGUGAACCGGUUUGAGAACGGGAUUGACGGGAUACGGAAGUGGAAUCACGAGAAGGUUGGUGAGAUGGCGGAGAUGUUGGUGGAAGCGUGGGGGACGAAUCUUGGAACCCCGUUGGAUAUGUGUGCGAGUAUGGCGAUGGUUGGGUUGCCGGUUUGUUUGGGGAUUGGGAGUGAGUCGGAUGCGUUGAAGUUAAGGAAGCAUUUGCGGGAUUGUUUUAUGGUUGAGGUUCCGAUUUAUUAUCGGCAGCCGGUUGAUGGGGAGGUGGAUCCGGUUACGGGCUAUGCGAGGAUUUCGCAUCAGAUUUAUAACACGGUUGAUGAUUAUUAUAGAUUUAGGGAUGCUGUUUGCAGCCUUGUUUCGUCUGGGUUCACGUGUAAAGUUUUUCAAGAUUGAAAAGAGUUCUUUAUAUGUAGCUUGGAUGUAAGACUGCCGAGUUGCUGUUGCUGUUGACUUUUACAAUAAUGCUUCUGCUGCCAGAGGAUUAGACUACAAUUCUUGUAGCACAUGAUGAAAGUAGAAUGUUCAUCUGGUAAUAUUGUUGUUUAGCUUCUUUAAAUUUGUACAACUUGUUUCGGAGCAGUUGCUUUUUACAAACUUGAUGUCCAUAAAUCCACGAUUUUACAGAUUCAUUUCGGACAAUUGAACCU
Messenger RNA from Helianthus annuus (common sunflower), 1761 nucleotides. Its product is annotated as probable L-cysteine desulfhydrase, chloroplastic. Lineage: Eukaryota; Viridiplantae; Streptophyta; Magnoliopsida; Asterales; Asteraceae. The record is from RefSeq and is a predicted model, not a curated record. The transcript has 2 exons. Bases 182 to 1507 code for a protein of 441 amino acids.